AUGACAAAAGACUCCCGUGGAACUAAUGUAGAUGAGAGACUUUAUAAGAGCAUCAUUGGGAGUUUGCUUUAUUUGACUGCAAGCAUACCUUACAUUGCCUUUGCUGUUGGUAUAUGUGCUAGAUAUCAAUCUUGUCCUAAAAACAAUCAUUUGGGCAGUACAAAAAGAAUAAUCAAAUAUGUAAAUGGGACUAGCGGUUAUGGCUUAUUGUAUACCCUUAAUACCAGUAGCUCUCUAGUUGACUACUAUGAUGCUUAUUGGGUAGCUAGCUCAGAUGAUAGAAAAAGUACAUCUGGAGGUUGUUUUUUCUUAGGGAACAACUUGAUUUCGUGGUUCAGCAAGAAACAAUAUUGUGUUUUCUUGUCUACGACUGAAGCAAAAUAUGUUGUUGUGGGGAGUAGCUGUACUCAAUUACUUUGGAUAAGACAGAUGUUGAUGAAGUAUGAUGUCUCAUAA
Molecule: messenger RNA, 456 nt
Organism: Benincasa hispida (wax gourd)
Lineage: Eukaryota; Viridiplantae; Streptophyta; Magnoliopsida; Cucurbitales; Cucurbitaceae
Source: RefSeq, a predicted model, not a curated record